Messenger RNA from Temnothorax curvispinosus, 284 nucleotides. RefSeq names its product protein PET117 homolog, mitochondrial (gene Pet117). The record is from RefSeq and is a predicted model, not a curated record. The coding region runs from base 27 to 260 and encodes 77 amino acids. The transcript is spliced from 2 exons. Gene Ontology annotation, biological process: mitochondrial respiratory chain complex IV assembly. Lineage: Eukaryota; Metazoa; Arthropoda; Insecta; Hymenoptera; Formicidae. Gene Ontology annotation, cellular component: mitochondrion.
AACUGCGCACCGUUCUCAUCCCGAGGAUGUCGAGCGCGUCUAAAGUCGCUUUCGGUCUAUGUUGCAUGUCGUCCGUCGGAAUAAUAGGCUACGUGCACUACAAGCAGGCCUACGACAGGGAUCAGCUUCAUCUGGGUGUGAUACGCGACAUCGAGCGACGGGAACGCCGUAAGGCAGAAAAUGUCUACGUUCUGCAGCAGCAGGCCGAGCUAGAGAAGGAACUGCGCAGAGGGGAGGCAAUACGUGAGAACGAUACGUAACGAUUGAAUAGUCGCGUGAUUGUU